Periconia digitata is the source of this 2947-nucleotide messenger RNA. Lineage: Eukaryota; Fungi; Ascomycota; Dothideomycetes; Pleosporales; Periconiaceae. The record is from the annotation of a GenBank genome assembly.
GUAGUCAAAAUCGAUCGAACCAAUUCAUACUUGAGACCACGAUGAACCGAUAGAUAUACAACAUUCUCCGCGAAAAUGAUGCGAAUGCUCGAGGCACAGGCUCCGGCCAAACAGACAGCCACCGAUACUAUAAGCACUCUCAGCGGCCGUCUAGCUAGUGCAACCCUUCUCGAGGAUCGCCGUGCUGCCAUUCUUGGGUUGCGAAGCUUUGCUAAAGAAUAUCCUGCUUCGGUCGCGUCAGGGGCGCUGCGCGGACUCAUCGCAUGCCUGACUAAGGAUGUCGAGGAUGUCGAUACAAUUAAAGUGGUUCUGGAGACCUUGCUGGCUCUUUUCAAUCCAGAUGAGCACAGUCCAGAAGCUUCGGACGAGAUCGCACUUUGGUUAGCGGAUGAGUUCACCCAGCGGCAAGAUAAUAUAACUAUCCUCUUGGACCUACUCGAAACCCCCGAUUUUUAUUCCCGUCUCUACUCUCUCCAACUUAUUCGCGCAAUCUACGAUGCGCGGCCUGAAAGAACACAAGAGUGCAUUCUCACAGCACCCCUGGGAACCCCACGUCUCGUCGCAACCUUAGAUGACCCCAGAGAAGCCGUACAUACCGAGGGGCUCAUACUACUCAAUGACCUCUCGCGGUCCUCGACCGAACUUCAGAAACUCUUUGUAUUUGAGAAUGCGUUCGAAAAAGUCUUCGACAUGAUCCAAGCCGAUGGCUCGCUCACACAGGGCUCGAUCAUUGUUCAAGAUUGUCUGUCGCUGCUUGCCAACCUUGUCCGUUUCAAUUCUUCCAAUCAGACAACAUUCAGAGAAACUGGAGGGGUAGCAAGAUUCGCGCAAUUGCUUCCAGGUGGCCCAAAGAAAAAGAAGUCUCGAUCAGCCCCUGAAGAGGAGGAUGAUUGGGUCAGUCCGCAGGCAGACAAAAACGUCUGGGGUCUUUUGGCUAUAUUGCGAAUGUUUUUGGUCAAGGGGAGUACCAGCACGCUGCCAAACCAAAACGCGUUCCACAAACAUGGAUUGCUUCAGCAAGUCCUGAACAUGGCUUUCGAUCCCAGUUCAGUUGUUCCGAUCAAGGUCGAGGCCCUCAAUACCUGCGCCGACAUCAUCAGGGGAAAUUCGCGUAUACAAGAAGGGUUUGCACAAUUGCAAGUGCGGCCAUUGGUUGCGCCGCCUGCCACCAACGGGGCAGCCGAUACCGAUAUCUCUGUUUACAUUAUUGACGCCCUUCUGGACCUUGCUCUUACCCCAGCUGCGAAUGAACUGUUCGAUCUGCGAUUCGCUGCUUGUGAGUGUAUUAAAGCCUACUUCUUCAAUCAUAUGCAGAUUCGCACGCACUUCCUUAAUCGAGCCAUUGGGGGGCAUACAGAGGGCGGCGAUGAAACGGCCAAUGCCCUCACCACACUUGUGACCGGUUCUCAGGGAGCGCAAACCAUAGACCCUUACCGGACAUGGUUCGCCGCCACACUCAUAUUCCAUCUCAUCUUCGAAGAUUUAGAGGCUAAAAAUAUAUUGAUGUCUGUUGCUGAAGGUGACGCUGCAAGUGGAGAGGAGGUGGUUACGUGUAUACAAACGCUCACAGCUAAUCUGAUCGGAAGUCUUCAAUUGGGCGAAGAUGAGAGGAUAUCCAUCGCUUAUCUCAUGGUCUUGUCUGCAUGGUUGUUUGAGGAUGCUGCCGCAGUCAACGACUUCCUAGGAGAAGCCAGUAGUCUUCAAAGCCUUGUCCAAGCCGUGCUGAAACCGGGCGAUGACCAUGUCGUUACGCGCGGCCUUUGUGCCGCGCUUUUGGGCAUCAUUUAUGAGUUCUCGACCAAGGAUUCCCCCAUCCCACGGCGCGACCUGCAACCAAUUCUGACGUCGACAUUGGGUCGUGAGAAAUAUCUCAACGCCAUCAAGGAACUUCGUCAUCAUCCUCUAGUUCGAGAUUUUGAGGUUAUGCCCCAAACCGGCUUGGGCUCAAGUCUCCCCGACGUAUACUUUGACGAGACAUUUAUUGAUUUUCUGAAGGAUAAUUUCAGCCGGCUAUCGCGUGCGAUCGAUCGAGAUCCUGUGAUCGAGAUACACCAGUCCGACCAAGGGAUAGAUCGCGACCUUGUUGAUUCGCUGAGAGGCCAGCUGGAGGAGAAGAAUCAGGCCAUUGAGAAAUAUCAGGCCGACAACCUGACUCUUGAGCAAAAGUUGAGCCAAGAACAGGCGGAUCAUCGCAGAACCCAAGAAUCGUCGCUCGGCCAGGCAGCUGCUAUCAAGAAAGUUAAUGACGACCUGCAACGAAACCACGAAAAUGACAUGCGAAAAUUGGAGCGCGAACAAAAGCAAUACGUGCAAGAACUUGAGAACCGUCAGAAUCUUCAAUUGGCGACAUUGAACAAUAAGCUACAGCAAGCUUCCAAGGAUGCUACAGUUGCGUCAACAAGGAUGAAACAGGAGUACGAAGAGAAGCUACGCGAUGCCACCAUGGCUCGUACCGACAUCGAGAAACGCUUGGGCGUAUCUGAUAAGGCUCGACAGGAGGCUUUGAAUACCAUAAGGGGACUCGAGCAGACGCAAAAGCAUACCCGAGAAGAGAUCGCAACGAUUACCCGCACAUUGAGUAACCUUCAGACCCAUGUUCGUGACAGUGAAGCACAGAUCAAGCAACUGCAGGACGAAAAUACUAAAUUACAAGACACCAUCGACAAGCUGAAGUCUGAAAAUCAAGAUCUCAAGACGAAAGCCCAAGACCAAACCUGGAAAGUCAAAGACGCGGAGGAGAAAUUGCGCAGAGCAGAAGCUUCAGUCAAAGAGAAGGAAGAGUCGAGAGCUGCUGCGCAAACAGAGCUCGAUGACCUCUUCGUAGUCUUGGGUGAUCUGGAGGAGAAGAGAACACGCGAUAAAAAACGUCUCAAGGAACUUGGUGAAGACAUAUCAGAUGGCGAAGAUGACGAGGAAGAUGACGAAGACGAUGAGGAAGAAGAGUAGG